ACCCGACCGGCUCCAGGGAGGGAAACUAGUCCUUCUGGCUGAAAGGUGACAGAACCGCCGAUGUUCUGAUGCAGAACCUGGACCUGAGGUUCUGGAAGGAGGCAGAACGGGUUCCACACCGAGCUGCACGAUCUCAAACUUCAGCUGAUUGUGGGGAAACUGCUGGUUCGGUCCAAUAAAGUCCAACUUUCUGAUCCGUUUAAAAGUUGUUUCUGCUACAAAGUCCAAACGGGCCACAGAACUUCAGACAGAACCGGGUUUUUAUAAAAUCUGCUGAACAAUCAGGGUCCAGAGUGGAAGUGAUGCAGCAGAACCAAACCAAGGGGUAAGCUGGGAGUGAAGGGAACCGGUCCGGCACCAGAACCGGGCCGGCUGAACCUUGGUUUGGGUCGGCCUGCUGUGUAAACAUGGAGUCAGAACGAUAAACAGCCGGGGGUCCGAAGUCCGGCAGCCGCCAGGAACCAGCAGGUCCACAGUUCUGGACCUCACAGAGGUUCUGCUCAGGUUCUACUGAAGAGCAGCUGCUGCUACCCAGGGUUGGUUCAGAAACACACCAGAACCGGCCCAGAAUUCUACAAACCCAGAACACAUUUAGUGCUUUAUAUUAAAAAGUCUUUAUAAGUUCACAGGGAAUAAAAAAAACUGCUUAUAAACGCUUAAAUUAGGAAGUGGUGACCAAACUUUGGGUCAGCACCAUCAGAACCAGAGAAGCAGAAGUUCUGUAGAACUUCCUGAAACUGGGUUUCCUGACGGUCGAUACCGGCGUGUUCAUCCCAGCGGUCAUCGACCUCAGACUGCAGCCUCAGAUCGGGUCGGUUCUCCCAGAGACGCUUCACAUUCAGCCGCCGGCGCCUCACAGCAACAGAACCUCGGUCCAACCCGACAAUCUGAGCAGAAGGCGUCUGAGACCCAGUCAGCAUGGCGCUGUGCAUCCAGGUUCUGGGCCUGGUUCUGGGCAUCGUGUCCUGGUGUCUGCAGUCCAGCUGCACGUCCUCCCAGAUGUGGAAGGUGAGGAGUCAGGCGGAGUCGGUCACCACCAGCUCCCGGCAGUUCGAGGGCCUGUGGAUGAGCUGUGCCGCCUCGGCGCUGGGAUCCAUUCAGUGCAGCAGGUUCAAGACGGUGCUGGGCCUCCCUGCUCACCUGCAGGCCUGCAGGGCUCUGAUGAGUCUGUCCCUCAUCCUCGGCCUCGCCUCAAUCGUCGUCUCCGUUCUCGGCCUCAAGUGCACCAAGAUCGGCCGGACGCCGGAGAAGCUGAAGGAGCAGAUGGUCCUGAGCGGAGGGGUCCUCUUCAUCCUGUCUGGCGUCUUCACCCUGACCGCCGUGUCCUGGUACGCUGCCAGAGUCAUCAACGACUUCUACGACCCGUUCCACGGUGGACUGAAGUUCGAGCUGGGAACCGGUCUCUAUCUGGGCUGGGCCGCCUCCAGCCUGGCCAUCCUGGGCGGAUCUCUGCUCUGCUGCACCUGCAGGAGGAGCUGCUCCACGCCGCCUGACAGGCAGUUCUCUUACUACUCUAACGCCGGCGGAGGCCAGAGCAUCUACAAAGCCGCCCCAGCCGCUGAGAGCAGCGGCUCCAACGCUUACGUCUGAUCCGGUCCAGCCAUCCUCCUGCAGUGCUGAGAACGUCUGCUGAGUAGAAAUCUAAGCUACUCGCUGCUCCACAUCCAGAUAACUGCGUUAUGUCCUCAGCACACCACGAGGUUCUGCAGGAGCUCGUUAACGACCCGCUCGUUUAACCCGAGGCAGCAGCAGAACAUCCCUGGAGGAGCCGUGGGUCUGAAGUGCUUGUUGCCCGUUAGUCUGGCAGAUAAAAGCGUGGAUCAGCUCGUUUAUUUAUUCUAAAAGCUAAAUGUUUUAUGAUUUUCCACUUUUUCAGUUUCUAAUUUAGCCUGUAGUUCACCCUUCUGCUCAGCAGGGGGCAGCAGAUGAUGGCGAUAGUGCCUGAAAGCUGCCUGGACCUUCCUUUGGAGGUUCUGAGCUCAGACAGCUUCAUGGAGACACGCCGGCUCUUUGUUUGUGUCUGUCCUGGUUUAUGUGAAUGAUAAAUAAAAUCUGAACAAAACAAAA
Molecule: messenger RNA, 2067 nt
Organism: Fundulus heteroclitus (mummichog)
Lineage: Eukaryota; Metazoa; Chordata; Actinopteri; Cyprinodontiformes; Fundulidae
Gene: cldn15lb
Product: claudin 15-like b
Exons: 7
Coding region: 919-1590 (223 amino acids)
Biological process (GO): bicellular tight junction assembly; cell adhesion
Cellular component (GO): bicellular tight junction; plasma membrane
Molecular function (GO): structural molecule activity
Source: RefSeq, a predicted model, not a curated record